This is a messenger RNA of Aricia agestis (brown argus), 4112 nucleotides long. RefSeq lists its product as uncharacterized. Bases 215 to 3796 code for a protein of 1193 amino acids. NCBI's taxonomy places the organism in Eukaryota, Metazoa, Arthropoda, Insecta, Lepidoptera, Lycaenidae. The record is from RefSeq and is a predicted model, not a curated record. The transcript is spliced from 16 exons.
GCGGGCGCCUGUUGAGCGUCUUUACUUUCAAACUUAGUUUAUAACUUUAAUUAACUGAAUUCCUGUGAGAAAUGUGACUACGAAUAGUUUGUUUCGUAUUUAUUUAGUGUGGUGACCGUAUUUAGUGUAGAAACACGAAUUUGUUGGGCGAUUCGUAUUUAAAUAAUGGAGUAAACUUAAACUGGAUUUCGUCUGAUUUAAUGCUCCGGUCAGAAUGUCGGCUGGCUCGGUGCGGUCCGCGCGCAGCUCCCCCGCGCCGGACGCCUGUCCCGACUGCGACGCCGGCGCCUCAGUCACAGACCUGCACAAGUACCAAGUAGCGUGUAACUGCAAGCCGGCGUCCGUCCAGUAUGCGUGCGCAGACGACCCCGGCCCGCCGCCGCCGGCCAAGACCGACACUCCGCCGGCGCUGCCGCCGCGACCGCCAACCAGCGUGCUGGCUACUAACAGGCGGAACAAUGCGUCAGUGGGCUGCAACAGCGAGCCGAUGUGUCGUCGCCGCAAGUACGCGUGGUGGUGCUGCGGGUGCGGCGCGCUGGCGGCCGCGCUCGGCGGGCUGCUGGCAGCACAGCACAUAUUGCUGCGAGCGUACACCGCAUCGCCGCAGCACCUUGAGACCGUGCCGGCCGCGGUACCCGCUGCUAUGCUGGUGCUGACCGGCGUAUGUAUAAUGAGCCUCGCCCGCCGAAGAAACCGGUACAGCUAUAUGGUAAGAAAAAUAAAAGUAGUGGGAGCUUGUUGCUUGGUCUGCGCACUAACUUGUGUGCUGGUGACCAUCACAACCACAGUAAUACACAUGAACAAAUUACAAACGCUGAAGUUCUGCGAGUACACGAAGCUGACGCGGACGUGCACGUGCUACUCCAUGCCGCCCGACACGCAGCACGCCGCUGAUGAUGAAGGUGUCCGAUGCGUGUUCGAGGGCGUAUCAGAGUGCGGCGUAGUCCACGGCGCGUUGUACUGGUGCCUGCGCGGCGUCUUCGCGCUCUCAGUCUGUGCUGUCCUCGUGUGCAUAUGCAGCUGCAUGCUCGCUUAUCAGCUGCUCAGCCACGAGCGCAAGAAGAUGUACUGGGAGCAGCUGGAGCUGCGGUGCCGGUCGCUGUACCGCGCGCCCUCCGCGCAGCCCGUCGGCACCGCGCCCAGACCGACACAGCCGAACUGCAGCUGCUGCGCUCAGUGUCACCCGGCACAGCCCGCGUGGGACUUCAGCCUGCAACACAGAUUCUGGGCUCCAGGUCGAAUAGGAAACCUAUACUCGCCGAAUCCAGGAACCGGCAGGAAAACCUCACCGUGGAGCUGGUUCCCAUGGCCCAGGGGAAAUAGUCAGAAUUCCCGAUGUCGGAUGAACGGCGUGCCCCAAUCCGGGGACAGCGCGUAUGGUUUCUGCGAAAACGACACUCCGAACCCGACCCAGCCCUACGACGAGCGCACCUACCCCGCCAACUUUCAAUUUCCAAGGCAGAACCCCAACUUCCAACCGGCCAACUUCCAGCCAGCCAACUUCCAACCGGCAAACUUCCCUCCCAACCUCCAGAGCUCCGGGAACUUUCAAGGCCAGUUCCCUCAGAGUGCCAGCUUCGCUAGUUCCUCUCAAUUCAGUCAAGCUGGCUAUCAGGAGGGUUUCGGAGAGGCUAGUGGGAGUUUUGAUGCGCAAACUGGCGUUUGGGGACCACCACCACCGUACAGUCCCCAAGGAAGAAAUGGCAGUCGGCACCACUUGCACCAGGACCCUGCAGCCGCCACUCUUCUCCACCACCACCACAUCGAUGUCCACCGCACGCACGACCACCAGCCCCUCCCCCAAACCCACGCACAAUCCCACGCGUGCAGAAACUCCUACCAUCCCAACCCACAGAACAUAGAACAUGCAGAAAUAGGAAUGAAUCCGGAAACGGCUCGGCUGAAUCCAGAGUUGGCGCGGUUGAAUCCGGAGUUAGCAAGGUUGAAUCCCGACUUGGCGCGGUUGAAUCCAGAGUUGGCGCGGUUGAAUCCGGAAUUGGCGCGGUUAAAUCCAGAUUUGGCGAGGAUAAAUCCUGAAUUGGCUCGAUUGAAUCCGGAGAUAGCGAGGAUAAAUCCAGAACUAGCGCGGUUGAACCCUGAUUUGGUGCGAUUAAAUCCAGAAUUGGCGCGGUUGAAUCCGGAGUUGGCGCGGUUGAAUCCAGAAAUUGCAAGGUUGAAUCCGGAGCUAGCACUAAUGAGUCCGGAGCUGGCGAGGCUGAAUACGGAGAUGGGUCAUCUUCAGAUGUACCCUGAUGAGGCGCAUCUGGCACAAGAGCGGUUCAAUACCUUACGAGGACAUUUAGUGCCGUACCGCGGUUGUGCUCGCCCGCAGCGCGACAGUAGAGACGUCACUAUAGAGUGCGUGCAUCAGAAAUCUGCUAGCAAAGUUUCAGAUCAAAGCAGUGAGUGUUGCCAGAAGCAGGGAAAAGAGAAUCUGGGAUUCCAGAACGAUAAACAUUCUCCUAUCAGGUCUUCGAUGCACGAUUGUCACCGCAACCAUAACGCUGAAUCAGAAGUGUAUUUCGCCGACGUGUCCAGCUGUUGCAACGUGAGUGUUAAGGCCGACUGCUGCAUGAAUCCUAACGUAUCAGCUCUAGUUGGUACCAUCGAGAAUCACCCAGAGUCCACAUCGGAGUCCGACACCGGUUCCUUCACUCUGACGAGACAGCAGAGGCCCCAGCCGCAAGUCAGCUCCAAGAGGAGGCCAAGACAGACAGACAAACACGUGAAAACUGUUGAAAAGAUGCGCCAAGACAUAAAUAGCUCCAUCAGAUUGACCGAGCAACAGAUAGACCAGCUGAACAGUUCAAUGCGAGAGAGACUCAACGAGUCCAGAAUCAGCGAAAGAAUGAACGAUUCCAGGGACCGUUUGAACGGUUCCAGGGACCGGUUGAAUGAUCCAAGAGACCGGUUGAAUGAAUCACGUGAUCGCAUAAAUGAGGUCAGGAUGAACGAACGAGAACGACUCAACGAAUCCAUUGUUGAGCGUAUGAAUGAUUCGAGAGAUCGCUUGAACGAUUCUCGGAUAGAACGAAUCAGCGAAAGAAGUUUGAACGAUUCUAGAAUAGAACGCCUUAACGAUUCUCGAAUUGAGCGGGAUAGAAUUAGUGACUCUAGAUCAGAACGCGAUAGAAAUAAUGAUUCUAGAAAUGACAGGGAACGGUUGAACGAUUCCAGAUUAGAACGAGAGCGUCUGAAUGAUUCUAGAAUCGAAAGAGAUCGUUUGAACGACUCCAGAAUCGAAAGAGAUCGUAUGAAUGAUUCCAGAAUUGAAAAAGAUCGUUUGAACGAUUCCAGAAUUGAAAGAGAUCGUUUGAACGAUUCUAGAAUUGAAAGGGAUCGUUUGAACGAUUCUAGAAUCGAACGCGAACGUUUAAACGAUUCUAGAAGUGAUCGUGAUUCUAGACUCGAUCGUUCCGAGCGUUUCGAAGAUAGGCGUAUGUCGGAUCUAAACUCGAGUAUACGGGUUGAGGGCAGUCCGAAGUUGCGCAGUCCUCUCCGCAUACCCAAGUCCAGUCCGAAGAAUCUUCCUAAGGAGCAUCCGAGGCAGUCCAGUUCGGAUUCAGGUAAGCCGGAGUUCUUUGUUCCGCCACCGCCAAUUUCACCUCUAUCUCCUAACACCGAGGAGUCGUUGUUGUCUGACGAGGACGGGCGGCCGGAAGCUAAGUGCCUGGGUCCCGAUUCUCAGUACGAGGGCCCGCGAGAGGUGAUAAAGGGCCAUCAUCAUUGUUAUAGUGACACUAACACUAUGGACUCUGGCUGGCAGAGCGGAUCGGAGAGACACGUUACUGACUAGUGGACUAUUUACUAAAAUUGGGAUAGUAUUUACUGACUUUAUACUUUGUAGUUCCUUUAUACAACAUAUGUGUAGCCAUGAAUCACGAUAUUGUUGAAUGGAACGAAUAAUGUUAAAUGAAUUAUACAACGUGUAUCUCUUGCGGAAAAUGAUUAUGUUUGCGAUGCUAUAAUGUUUUAAAUUUUUUUCAUUAAAAUAUUAUAGCAUUGCAAACAUACGUUACCUGAGUUUAAUUAAAAACAUAAUGAACUUGCUACAAUCAUACAGUUUUCUGAUCCAUUAACAAAAAAAAAAUAACAAAAACAGCUAAGGCGCU